GCCAUGUGGCAGAGCAUCGGGCUGACCUUGCUGGUGAUCGUGGCCACGCUGGCCUGCGUGCUGCUCUUCAUGCUGUGCGGCUGGUAUGUGGUCUGGCAAUUGUUUCUGUCUAAAUUCAAGUUCCUGAGAGAAUUGAUAGGAGAUACAGGGUCCCAACAAGGGGACAACGAGCUUCCCGAGACUGAAGUUGAUCAGGAAACUCCACCCUCACCACACAGAGGCAGACAGAAAUCUGCUCGCCAGCGAAGGGCUCCUGCCGAAGAAACAACUUAAUUCUCCCUUGGGUUGACUGUGAGUGGUUAAGCACCUCUGCACUGUGUAUGUCGUUCAGUAGCUUCACCUUAUGGAAAACUGACUUAAAAGACCAUAAAUGUGAACCUCUACUUCUGAACUACAAAUAUCUGCUACUUCAGAGGUUUGAGGUGAGGGGUGCUUUGGCAGCAAGUUAGUACUGGAAGAAAGGAGGGAUGGAUAGAAAAUCUGUUGGGGGAGGAGACUGCUGAGCUGCUUUAGGGCCUGUCCCUACAAACAUGAAAACAUUCUGGACAAUAGGCUUAGUGUUUGCAUUCGUCUGGAUGUGGUAAAUGUUUCAGACUUGAAAUGGUUGGUAAACUAUUUUUACUAUACAGCACUAGAACAGCAUCUUGUGAGAUUGGGUUUUAUUUCCAUAGCUAUAUAUAAAGGUAUAUAUUUUUUCUUCGUCAACCUUAUAAAUGCAUGUGAACUUGAAUAACUGUUGGAAGUGUCCUGCUUUAGAAAGUAUUCUAAAGUGAGAUUUCGGUUAUGUUUUUAUAUAUAAAGUAAAAGUGAUAUGUGGAAAAUCAAUAUUGAAUGCAUGUGACGUGGAGCUUUAUCUCCUUAAAAAUGGAAGAUAAGACCCCACUCGGUUUUGACAUCAGGAAAGAGUUACAGAUUAAACAGUCCUGACUGAUUUCUGUGUGUUCUUUCUGAACCUUUUACUUUUAGCCCAAUGUCUGUUGGAGAGGGGAAGGAGCCUAGGUUAAGUAUUUAGUUUAGUCUGACAUGUAAUUGUUUUUUGGUUUCUAAGUGCUUCUUUAGCUCACUUUAUGCACUCUUUCAUUAAGUAGUUGGUAGAACUUCAUGCCUGGAAUCAAUUAAUUGGCAUUCUGUCCAAUUGAUAGAUACCACUGUAACACUUUGAUAGUGUUAUAGCAAUUAAUUUGGUACCUCAUGUUUGGUAGAGAUCUUAGUGAUUUUACCAGUAGUAAGCAGUUGCUCCUUAUUUUUUUUUUUUUUAGUGAGUUAUAGUCAACACAAUGUCAACACUGUUCUUCAGAACUGAGAUCUCCAAUUCUGUUCAUUUAGCAGCUCUAGAGCUCAAUGCAUAAGUUUUCGGAAAGAGGAGUUUGCAUGUGUCACCUGAUGUGCGUAUGGGUAAAAACUACCCAAAAAUGUCUGCUCCAUAGACAGCUUUAGCUUCCCCCCGUCACUCUGUGUGUGGUGAUAUGUGGAUCACUGUUCCCUGCAGUUAAAAUCGUGGAGGAGGGCUACAGAAAAGGUCUUGUUCUUUCAGCCAGUAUGAAGUUCAAGCCUAUGGCUUCUGCAAUUGUGGUUUGGUUUGUUCACACAGCUUUUAGCUGUUUGAUCAAAUAAAAAUUCAUCUGGGCAAACAGCACUCUUCAGUGCCUUUAUGUUUUAAUUCCUCAUUUAUGAAUAUUCUGUAAAAGCUGUUGGGAACUUGCAAGAUCUUAUCCACUUAAAAAGAUCUGCAUGCUUCAGUAUUAAAGUGUGUAAGAGCUGCCCAGUCCUUCCUUGGGACUCUGGAAGUUUGUCUUGGUUUACCAGCAUGUAUGUGUAUGCAUGCUUUGUACUACAGGGUUACACUUGCAAGCAUGGUGAGGCAGUGCUGUGUGCAUAUCCUUUAACUACACCUGUAGAAAUAGUGGUAGUCUCCUUUCUGUAGUCUUUCUGCUGACAAAAAUGCCUACUUACAUUGCUAAAGUAGGAUUUGCAUCUAUUCAGAGUGAUCAAAAGCAUUCCCAAUCUCUUCACUCUAGAUUCUGCCUGCUUGAGCUGCACAAUGAAGUGUCAAAUAAAUGGUACUCUUAUUUCUGUCUUGUCACAUGAUUAGAUUUUCAGCUCAGCAGUGCUACUCAAGUACGGGAGCACUUUACAAAAAUUGGAGCAGCUCUCUUGUGCAUUGCUGACUUAAGCCUACAAAGAAAGGGUUUUUCCUGAUGUAGAAUAUGGACACUCCUCUUGCACUUCAGUUGUAGCUAGGCACAAGUGCACCAAAGACAGCAAAAGGCUCAUGCUUGUAGCCUGCAGAUGAGAUCAGUAACGGUUAACUCGGUUUCUAGUUCCAGUAGCCGAGAAGAAAAGUAAAAUGACAGCAAUAUACGUACAGGAUAACUGUAACUUUUUUUUUCAAAGCAAGGAGCAAGUUAAUGAAGGAAAUUCCAUGUGGGUUUGAAUGCUCACACUGAUCAAGAACGCAAUAAGAUGACAGUGAGAGCUAUUGGCCAUGAGGCCUCUGUGAAGCUCAUGCUGCCCAGCCUCUUUCUCCCUUCUCUGUAGAACUUAGGUUGCAUUUCACUCCCCAGAGUUUAUUUCAGUCUUUUUUUAAAAGCAGACACUGUUUUUUGUUAAUGCUGCUGUGAGGCAGCUGCUAGUAAUGCUGUCUGCAUACUGUACAGCAUUAAUGGUCUUACUAGUUGUGAGGAAAAAGUCUUGUAUUACGAGCUUAGGAAGGCUUUUGUAACAUUCUUCUGUAUAUGUAUAUUUUUUUUCUUGUUAAGAGUCCAUUGUUAAACCUUUAUAUGGGACACUUUGGUUAGUGAGGCUGUGUGUGUGAGUAUGCUUGUGGUAAGACCCAGUCUGUGAUUGCUGGCAGUCCAGUAUACUUUUUGUGUAUUUUUUAAUGAUGUAUUUCUGAAAAGUUGGUUAAGUACUUAAAUUUUGAUUUAAGUCUGAACUGAUGAAAGCAACAGGUUACAUAGUUGAUUUUAUUCAGCAGGGUUUAUUUUUUUAAGCUAUAUGCCUUAUUGUUGCAGCCAUUCUACUGAAUGUACUUUACAUUCUUAAUUUCAAUACAUUCAUAUCACUUUUGCAGCAGGGGCCAUGUCACUUUGAAUAAGUAGUGAUUUUCUGUGUUUUACAUGACAGUUGAUUGAAGGGUUACUGCCAUGGAGGCUGGAGCACGCAUGUAAUGUAGCCUGGCAAAAUGCAUAUAUUACAGUUAAUUUAAGACGGUAGACAACUCUUCCUGCCAAAUUUCUUAGUGUUUAUUAGGGAGCCACUGAGUUAAUUAUUGUGGUGAUUUAAUGUUAGCCCAUGAGGCUAAUUCUAUGCAGUUUGUCCACUAAGCACUGCUGCUGUAGCUCUUAGCAGUUGAUGCCA
Messenger RNA from Nothoprocta perdicaria, 3360 nucleotides. RefSeq names its product small integral membrane protein 13 (gene SMIM13). The transcript has 2 exons. NCBI's taxonomy places the organism in Eukaryota, Metazoa, Chordata, Aves, Tinamiformes, Tinamidae. The coding region runs from base 4 to 273 and encodes 89 amino acids. The record is from RefSeq and is a predicted model, not a curated record.